Molecule: messenger RNA, 1512 nt
Organism: Zingiber officinale
Lineage: Eukaryota; Viridiplantae; Streptophyta; Magnoliopsida; Zingiberales; Zingiberaceae
Product: protein JINGUBANG-like
Exons: 1
Coding region: 1-1512 (503 amino acids)
Molecular function (GO): protein binding
Source: RefSeq, a predicted model, not a curated record
AUGAACGGAGAAUCCAUAAGAGGUUGUGCUUUGUUCGCCGAAGAAGGCGGCGGCCUCCCUCGCACCUCCAGCUUCUCCGCCCUCCUGCACUCUGACCCUCUCAUCAAGUCCGCGAGCGAGGAGGAUUUCCACGGCCGAACCAGCAGCCCUUCCCCAGCCAACCCUGGCUAUUUCUCCGACCACAGUUCCCACACCGACGACCAGCCCUCUUCCGCCGACAGCUCCCCCUUACAGAUGUCCCCUUGGAACCACCAACCCGACUCCGACCCAUUUUUCGACCCCGCCAAUGCUCCUCCUCCGCCCCCUACCGACCUCUUCCAGGCUGCCGGCUCCGGCCUCGUCGCCUCCCUCGUCCGCGAGGAGGACCACAUUUACUCCCUCGCUGCUGUCGGCGACCUCCUCUACACUGGCUCCGACAGCAAGAACAUCCGCGUGUGGAAGAACCAAAAGGAGUUCUCCGGCUUCAAGGCCGCAAGCGGCUUCGUGAAGGCCAUCGUCAUCUCCAACGACCACUGCGUCUUCACCGGCCACCAGGAUGGCAAGGUUCGCCUUUGGAAGGCUUCCCCGAAGGACCCGCGUAUUCACAAACACGUCGGGACACUCCCGCGCUUCAAGGACUUGAUCAAGUGCUCCUUCAACCCCAGUAACUACGUGGAGGCCGCCCACAAGCGCCACCACCACCGCUCUUCCGCCCUUUGGAUUCGCCAUCAUGAUGCCGUGUCCUGCCUCUGCCUCAGCGAGGAUCAAUCCCUAAUUUAUUCCGGCUCUUGGGACCGCACGCUCAAAGUGUGGCGCGUCGAGGACAUGCGUUGCGUCGAGUCGAUCAACGCCCACGAUGACGCGAUCAACGCCGUCGCCCUGGGGUUUGACAACAUGGUCUUGACUGGAUCGGCUGACGGCACGGUGAAGGUGUGGAAGCCAGAGCAACUGCCGAAGCCGCCGAUGGGAAACAAGAAGGGGAACGGGAAGAAACCAGCAGCUGCCUUUCUAACCAGGCAUGAGCCGUAUGCGACACUCGUGCGGCAGGACAUGGCGAUAACGGCGCUGGUGGUCAACUCUGCGGCGGGAAUGGUGUAUGCGGGAUCAUCGGACGGCGGCGUCAGCUGGUGGGACCAUAGAGGUGUGGGCGGCGAUGCAGGGAGCGGAGGUGUGAUCCGAGGGCACAAGGUGGCGGUGCUGUGCCUAGCGGCGGCAGGGAGCCUGGUGUUUAGCGGUUCCGCCGACAAGACAUUGUGCGUGUGGCGGCGAGAGGCAGGCGGCGUCCACGUGUGCCUGUCAGUGUUGACGGGGCACACAGGGCCCGUGAAGUGCUUGGCGGUGGAGGCAAACCAAGAAAAAAGCAAGUCAAACGGGAGGUGGGUGGUGUACUCGGGGAGUCUGGAUAAGUCAGUGAAGGUGUGGAAGAUCGCCGAUAACGCCGAUUCGGACUGUAGAUGUUCGGCGGCGACACCACACUGGGACUUGGAGACUACUUUGCCCUGCCAACAGACGCCUAACUACGACAUGUAUUGA